GGAGGGGGGGCGGGGGGCUUCUGCGUGCGCGAUGGAGGAGCGCGCGUCACCCAAAGCAUUAUGCUGAAACCAGCUGCGACCACCCUCUGUCGAGAUGCUCACCAGUUCAAACCCGUCCCUGUCCCUCACGCCCAGCCUCCACGCGCCGACGUCCGGCUGUGGUGAAGCAGGACAGACACACGUCCAGUCCUCCCUGUCCCUGUCCCUCCCCCAGCCCGAGGCCUGGAAGACGCCCAGCCCCGCCGCUCGCCACGGCCUCUCUCAGGGAGCCCGCUCCUGUUCCCUGCAGGUCCCCCAUGCCGUCCCCGAGUGCCUGGGCCUGCCCCCUCGGGCAGCCAGCUUCGAUGUGCCUUACGGUCGGGAGGAGGGCUCAUCCGACCAGGGCUCGGGGUCUCUGAGCCCCCACAGCAUGCUGCGGCGGCGCGGGGGACUUGUGGAGCAGAAGGACAUCAUCAUGGCUCACCAGGCUCACAAAAUCCAGAGCACGCCGCAGGCCCGCAGGAAGGAGUGGGAAAUGGCGCGGUUCGGAGACGAGUCCGCUCCCAGCACCGUGGACUCCGGGGACGGGGACCCGGAGCAGGGCGGGGACGCGCAGGACGCGGCGGCGGCGGGACUCACCGCAUCCAUGAAACAAGCCAAGGCGCAGCGGGCCCGGACCAUGGCUCUGUACAACCCCGUCCCCCACCGGCAGAACUGCCUCACCGUCAACAGGUCGCUCUUCAUCUUCGCGGAGAACAACGUCAUCAGGAAAUACGCACGGAGAAUCAUCGAGUGGCCACCGUUUGAGUACAUGAUCCUGGCCACCAUCACCGCCAACUGUGUCGUCCUGGCCUUGGAGCAGCACCUCCCUGGAGAGGACAAGACGCCCAUGGCAAAAAGACUGGAAAAGACAGAGCCAUAUUUCAUUGGGAUCUUCUGCUUCGAGGCGGGCAUCAAGCUGUUGGCCCUCGGGUUUGUUUUCCACAAAGGCUCCUACCUGAGGAACGGCUGGAACGUCAUGGACUUCAUAGUCGUGCUCAGUGGGAUCCUGGCAACUGCUGGUGCCCACAUGAACAUCCCGGUUGACCUUCGAACCCUGAGGGCUGUGCGAGUGCUGAGACCUCUCAAACUCGUCUCCGGGAUCCCCAGCCUGCAGAUUGUGCUGAAGUCCAUCAUGAAGGCCAUGAUCCCGCUGCUCCAGAUCGGCCUCUUGUUGUUCUUCGCCAUCCUCAUGUUUGCCAUCAUCGGUCUGGAGUUCUACAGCGGGAAGCUUCACCAGACCUGUCUGCCAUCUGUCGACAUCUUCGAAGACCAUAACAAGAGACACGCUUCGUUUUUUGUAGACAAUGAAACCGUUGACUCAGCCGAGUUGGUGUUUGCAUGCGGAGUGAGGAAGUGUCCAGAGAAGUACGACUGCAACGACACCUGGAUCGGGCCCAAUGACGGCAUCACGCAGUUCGACAACAUCCUGUUCGCUGUGCUCACCGUCUUCCAGUGUAUCACCAUGGAGGGAUGGACGGCCGUUCUGUACAACACCAACGACGCCCUGGGUCCCAUGUGGAACUGGAUUUACUUCAUCCCUCUCAUCAUCAUCGGCUCGUUCUUUGUCCUGAACCUGGUGUUGGGAGUCUUGUCUGGAGAAUUUGCCAAGGAGAGGGAGAGGGUGGAGAACCGGCGGGCCUUCAUGAAGCUGCGCCGCCAACAGCAGGUGGAAAGAGAACUGAACGGCUACCGAGCCUGGAUAGACAGGGCAGAGGAGGUGAUGCUCGCAGAGGAGAAUAAAAAUUCAGGGAGAUCCCCGUUAGAUGUUCUGAAGAGAGCGAGUAAGAAGACGGGUGCACGGAGAGGAGCACCAGGGGACGACAAGCACACAGACAUGUCUACCGCCAACAUGUCACGAUCGAGGAUGAAUUUCCGCAGUGGCCGGCGUGGCCCUGCGGCCUACCUGCGACGCAAAGAGCGCAUGUUACGCAUCUCCAUCCGCCGCAUGGUGAAGACGGACACUUUCUACUUGAUGGUGCUGAGUCUGGUGGCUCUGAACACCAUCUGCGUAGCCAUCGUCCACCACAACCAGCCCGACUGGCUGACCAUCUUCCUCUACUAUGCAGAGUUUGUUUUCCUGGGGCUGUUUUUGGCUGAGAUGUUUUUGAAAAUAUACGGUCUGGGUUGCCGUCUCUACUUCCAUUCAUCUUUCAACUGCUUCGACUGUGGGGUUAUUGUUGGCAGCAUCUUUGAGGUGGUCUGGGGCUUUUUCAGACCUGGCAUGUCAUUUGGCAUCAGCGUACUGAGGGCACUGAGACUCCUGAGAAUUUUUAAGAUCACCAAGUACUGGGCCUCUCUCAGGAACCUGGUUGUUUCCCUCAUGAGCUCCAUGAAGUCCAUCAUCAGCCUGCUUUUUCUUCUCUUCCUCUUCAUUGUGGUGUUUGCUCUGCUGGGGAUGCAGCUUUUUGGAGGAAGGUUCAUCUUUGAAGAUUACACUCCCACCAAUUUUGACACGUUUCCAGCUGCCAUCAUGACAGUGUUUCAGAUUCUGACUGGUGAAGACUGGAACGAGGUGAUGUACAAUGGGAUUCGCUCACAGGGAGGUGUGCAGUAUGGCAUGUGGUCAUCGAUCUACUUCAUUGUGCUCACUCUAUUUGGAAACUACACGUUGCUGAAUGUCUUCUUGGCCAUCGCUGUGGAUAAUCUGGCCAACGCACAGGAAUUGACAAAGGAUGAAGAAGAGGAAGAGGAGUUCUUCAACCAGAGAUAUGCCAGAGGCAGGGACGGCUUGAUCUCUGAUGGGAGGAGAAGACCCUACCUCUAUAGGAAACGGGCGAUCCACCGAGGUCGUCCAAACUUCCCAGAUGAGCCCGAGUGUGUGACAGGGGCCGCAGACGAGCAGCCUCUCAAUAGCGCCAAGCCCUUCACCAACCGCCGCGAGAGGAGGAGAAAGGUUAACAUGUCCGUGUGGGAGCAGAGAGCCAACCAGCUACGCAAACGUCGCCAGAUGGCAAGCAGAGAGGAGUUGUUCAGUGGCCCUACAGAGGAAACUAAUGAAGCGCCCACUAACGGCCACCAAGUCCCCGCCCUCUCCUCAGAGGCCAGUCCGGCUCACCUGCCCGAGUCUCCCAUGUCGGUUGGGAUGCCCCUCCCGGAGCCCCCCAUGUCCAUCUCCAUCCCCAUUCCCGAGCCUCCGGCGGCAGAGCCUCUGGUAAAUCUGACUGAGGAGAAAACGGGAGGAGCCAACCACCGGACCACAGGUGGGGGCAGGCACCGGAUGGCCCGCAAGUUUAGGCCCAGUCAAGGGCCCGACGAAGGGGCCCGGCACAGACGCCACCGCCACCGCGAGGCUCGCAGUGAGGCCAAGAGUCUGGACUGUGCACAGUCGCCCCAUGAGGUGCCACAAAUGACACGCUCGCUCAGCCAGGAGAAGAAGAUACUGGAUGAGAGGGAGGAGAAGGAAGUGAGAGAGGAGAGAGAGAAAGCAGAGGUAGCAGGAGGGUCAAUCCAAGAGGAUUGUGGAACCGGCGUCAUUAACCCAUACGCAGAAGUUGGAGAAGACUGCAGAAGAGCUGCUGUUCCUGGCGCUGACAUCCCUGAUCCUCCUCAAUGUGAGCCGCUGCUCGACUGUACCUGGUCCGAGCAGGGCGACGGCAGGCACACGGACCAGUACGAGCCCCUGGGUCGGAACAUCCCAGUGGAGGCCGCCUUGGAGGCCACAGAGUACACUGUGAGCGCCAUGGAGUCGGAGAACUGCCGCGUGUCCAUCAAGCGUGACAGGUCCAACCUGGAGGGAAGCGUGGCCAUCGAAAUGUCUGCGCAACCGCUGCUGGAGCUCACCCCGAUGACAGUGAACAGUAAAGAGCUGGAGGCGUACCAGGCCGAGCAGAGCGAGAAUGACGAGGAGACGGAGGACGAGGAACCUCCAAUUCCUCCCAAACCUGUGGCCCCAGACAGCAUGUUCAUCUUCAAGGCAUCCAACCCUAUCAGAAGGAUCUGCCACUAUGUGGUCACUCUACGCUACUUUGAGAUGAGCAUCCUCCUUGUGAUCGUGGCAAGCAGCAUUGCACUGGCUGCCGAGGACCCUGUGUGCACCAGCUCCGACAGAAACAAGGUCCUCCGUUAUUUUGACUACGUCUUCACUGGAGUGUUCACCUUUGAAAUGAUCAUCAAGAUGAUAGACCAGGGCCUCAUUCUUCACGACGGCUCUUAUUUCCGGGACAUGUGGAACAUCCUGGACUUCAUUGUGGUGGUGGGAGCUCUGAUUGCCUUUGCUCUAACGAAUGUGAUGGGGAACAACAAAGGCCGAGACAUCAAGACAAUAAAGUCUCUGCGAGUUCUGCGAGUUCUGCGGCCUCUUAAAACCAUCAAGAGACUUCCCAAGCUCAAGGCCGUGUUUGACUGUGUGGUCACGUCUCUGAAGAACGUCUUCAACAUCCUCAUCGUGUAUCAGCUCUUCAUGUUCAUCUUUGCCGUCAUUGCGGUGCAGCUCUUCAAGGGGAAGUUCUUCUAUUGCAAUGACAGCUCCAUGAAUUCAGAGAAGGAAUGCCAAGGCUUCUACAUUGACUACAGCAGAGACAAAAAGGAGGUGAAGAGGAGAGAGUGGAGGAGACACGAGUUUCACUACGACAACGUCUGCUGGGCCCUGCUCACGCUUUUCACGGUCUCCACUGGGGAGGGAUGGCCUCAGGUCCUGCAGCACUCGACCGAUGUAACCGAGGAGAACAUGGGGCCGAGUCGGGGGAAUCGGAUGGAGAUGUCCGUUUUCUACGUGGUUUACUUCGUGGUCUUCCCCUUCUUCUUCGUCAACAUCUUCGUGGCUCUGAUCAUCAUCACCUUCCAGGAGCAGGGCGACAAGAUGAUCCAGGAGUGCAGUCUGGAGAAGAACGAGAGGGCUUGCAUCGACUUUGCCAUCAGCGCCAAGCCGAUGACCCGCUACAUGCCCCAGAACAGGCAGACCUUCCAGUACCGACUGUGGCACUUUGUGGCAUCUCCCUCAUUUGAGUACACGGUGCUCGUCAUGAUCGCCCUCAACACCGUGGUCCUCAUGAUGAAGUACCACUCGGCCCCGACAGCGUACGACACGGUCCUGAAACACCUGAACACAGCUUUCACUGUCCUCUUCUCUAUGGAGUGUGUACUCAAGAUCCUGGCCUUUGGUCUUGUGAACUACUUUCGAGACACUUGGAAUAUUUUUGAUUUCAUCACUGUCCUUGGCAGCAUCACUGAGAUAAUUGUGGACUUACAGUCGGUGAACACCAUCAACAUGAGUUUCCUGAAGCUUUUCCGAGCGGCCAGGUUGAUCAAGCUGCUGAGACAGGGUUACACCAUUCGUAUUCUGCUGUGGACCUUCGUGCAGUCGUUCAAGGCUCUUCCUUACGUGUGUCUCCUCAUUGCUAUGCUUUUCUUCAUAUAUGCUAUAAUCGGGAUGCAGGUGUUUGGAAACAUCAAGCUGAACGAUGAGAGUCACAUCAACCAGCACAACAAUUUUAAGACGUUUUUCAGCGCGCUGAUGCUGCUGUUCAGGAGUGCGACGGGAGAGUCCUGGCAGGAGAUCAUGCUCUCCUGUCUGUCAGGUCAGGAGUGUGAACCGGACCCCUCCAUCUCGCCCCUCACCCUGUCUCCGGACCACGAGGGAGGCUGCGGGACGGACUUUGCUUACUGCUAUUUCGUCUCAUUCAUCUUCUUCAGUUCGUUCCUGAUGCUGAAUCUGUUUGUGGCAGUGAUUAUGGAUAACUUUGAGUACCUGACACGAGACUCGUCAAUCCUCGGUCCCCAUCACCUGGACGAGUUUGUCCGCAUCUGGGGGGAGUACGAUCGCUUGGCGUGUGGUCGUAUCCACUACACGGCCAUGUACGAGAUGUUAACACACAUGUCUCCACCCCUGGGCCUGGGCAAAAAAUGUCCGGCUAAGAUCGCCUACAAGAGGUUGGUGUUGAUGAACAUGCCUGUGGACGAGGACAUGUCCGUCCACUUUACCUCCACGCUCAUGUCGCUCAUCCGAACUGCUUUGGACGUCAAGAUAGCCAGAGGUGGUGAGGACCGUAUCGCUCUGGACAGUGAGCUGCAGAAAGAGAUCAGUAUCAUUUGGCCUUAUCUUCCCCAGAAGAACUUGGACCUGCUGGUGCCUAUCAACAAAGAUACGGACAUGACAGUGGGGAAGAUCUACGCUUCGAUGAUGAUAAUGGACUACUUCAAACAGAACAAAGCCAAGAAGCUCAGGCAACAGCUAGAAGCUCAGAAGAGUAGCCUGAUGUUUAAGCGUCUGGAUGCCUCUGCCCUCCCAGAGGACAUUCUCUCCAACGCCGAGACUCUGCCGGUGAUGGCUCACAGCGCUGGUUCCGCCCUGACCAGAGGAGGCUUUGUGGCCUUGAGCCCGAUCUCGCCCCAGGAGCUGUUUCUGCAGCCGAUGAGCUCCGACGCUGAUGCGAGUCAACAGCAGAAUCUGGUGGGCGAGUGCAGUAGGGGAUUUGAAGCCCCACUGGAGCUUCCGCUAGGGAGGGGCCUGUGUGUGCGGGCCUCUUCCAUGCCCCGUCUGGCUGUAGAAUCGCAGCAGACGGAGGUUGCGAGUGGCUCCAUGAAGCGCUCGGCGUCCACUGUUGGGGAUCAGCGGGUCAAUGGUCUUUGGGAGGAUGAGAAGAGUCCUGAGCGAGUUUAUCGACCUCGUCACAAAAGCUACAAGGCUGCUGUUUCUCGGUCUGAACACAAGGAGCGUGGCCGCUCUAAGGAGCGCUGUCACCUCCUCUCUCCAGACAAAUCUCGUUGUAACUCAGAGGAAAGAAGCUUGCAGCCGUCACGAUCCUCCAGCGUAGAUCGAGCACGCCCCCGAGAUAAACAGGGCAACAGCUCAGACAGUCCAGUGCCCUCCACCUCAGAGUCCAGCACACCCAGCGGCCGACGACCGCUAUCUCAAACCCCGACCCGCUCUCGCCCUCACAUCUCCUACUCCCCACUCGUGUGUCGCACACAAGCAUCCGUCGGCGAAGAGGAGGAUGAACAGGGCAGCCCAGAGACCAUGAGGCGGGGUAAGUCCACCUGGGAGACCCAAGAGGAGGCUGCCGGAGAGAGGGGGGCCCAGGCCGGCCAGCACCCGUCCCCGCCUCGGCGCUACCCCUCCGAACCGUUCCUGGCCUCGCAAGAGGGCGACCACAGCCCAGACCCCUCUGGACCCAUGGAGACCUUGACCUUUGAGGCAGCUGUGGCCUGCAGCCUGGGACGCUCAAACACCAUCAGCUCGGCCCGCCCACGUUUGCGGACUGGCUGGCAGGUCCCCAACGGACACUUUCGGAAGCGUCUGGCACAGACGGCCUCAGUUGCAGGCUGCGAUCCUCUCAGCGACACAGAGGAGGACGACAGGUGCUAGGGAUGAGAGGCAGAGUCUGGAAGAGGGGGGGGAAUCCCUGAGAGGUGUCGGCGGAGGAUACUGUACGACAGUGUACAGAGUGAAGGUCUUUUUGCAUCAGUGCUUUGAGGCCGUGAGCUCUUUGGAUAUUUGGUCAAAUGUAAACCCAAAAUGAUGAAGAACAAUACUUCCUGAAACUGUAGUUGCCAAUUCACACAGAACACUGACAAUAAAUAAGGUCUACUUCCUGACUUGUACUUGAUGAUAGAGAGUAAUAAUACAUCUCAGAUAGUGCUGGGAUGCAGAAAAUAAAUGAAAUAAAUACUACAUACAAAUUAUGUAAUUUGUGUCAAUAUAUGUAUUUUCAUUUCUGAGGAUGUUCCUAAAUAAUUCAGUGUUGCUCUAAACAGUAUUUACCUGUGGGGUGUGUGAAUAUGUAACUACAUUUUCUUAAUAAUUAAUUAUUUGUUUUGUAAAUACAUUGUGAUCAUCACAACCAUUGCCAUUUAUUUGACCAGAUCAAUACAACAAGCCAUCAUGAUGAGGUGAUCUGAUACUUUACCAGACAAUAUGGAUACUAAUACUAAAUAAUGCUGGAUUUUUUUUACAGUGUGAAUGAAUAUGCAGGGAGAAAACUGCCUGAUUCUCCCAGUCAUUUUCCUUUUUUUUUGGUAUUGAACAUAAUAAGUUGUCAGAAAAGAAUACAGUUACAGUAUAACGGAGAAAAGAUGCUUUUUUGUUAUUUCACCCUGUGUUAUUGUUAAAUCAUACCCCCACCAAACCUUAAAAUUUCUUUGUUUCUUUUAUUUUGCCAGUCUGCACCUUUUUAAUGAGAACUUUCCAACAAUUACAUUUUAUGUUUGAUUUACCGGGCGUAUAAUUUUACAUGACCUGAUCCAAAAACAAUUGACCUUUCAUCUAUUUUUAAUCUUUUUUCUUCCUUGUGAAUAUUGUAUGAACCAUUUCAGACGAUGACUGUAGAAACACCGUAGACACACCAUGACACAUUUUGCUUCACAAAUUAACAUUACUCUAUUACUUACUAAUAAUGUACAGAUAAAUUAUGCUGUUUGUAACAUUAGAGGAAAAAAAGAAUAUUAAACGGUAUCAGCUGAUGAGCUUUAAAGGUAAGGGAAUCUUUGAAAAUUUUCAUUUUAAGAUUUGUGUGUUUGUUUUAUUUGCCUGAAGUAGGCCGAUUCUGUGAAACUCACUUAACCAAAAACAUGGAGAUUUGUAUCAUAAAUUCCUGGAAUGCAAAUAAUUUGUGGGUUUUUAUGUGUACAAAAGCUGUAUAUACAAAUAAAGGUGUCCUCAAGUUGC
Molecule: messenger RNA, 8623 nt
Organism: Scophthalmus maximus (turbot)
Lineage: Eukaryota; Metazoa; Chordata; Actinopteri; Pleuronectiformes; Scophthalmidae
Product: voltage-dependent R-type calcium channel subunit alpha-1E
Exons: 49
Coding region: 95-7324 (2409 amino acids)
Biological process (GO): calcium ion import across plasma membrane; chemical synaptic transmission
Cellular component (GO): neuronal cell body; membrane; voltage-gated calcium channel complex
Molecular function (GO): high voltage-gated calcium channel activity
Source: RefSeq, a predicted model, not a curated record